GCGCAUAACAUGAAAUGCUAAAGCAGCUGUUUGGUCACAUAGCUUCUAGAAGUUAUGAGUGUAUGAGUUGUUUUCUGUCUGUUCCAUGGAAUGUCUGAUCAGUUUUCACCAAAGCCUGAUGAUCAUAACUUGUCUAAAGGUUCUAAUCAGAGGUUUUCUGAAGCACCGGCAACUUUACACUCAAGCACACCUUCAAAAUCAGUGGCGUCAUGUCCACUCGGUCGGACAGUUAAUAACCUUUCAUUACUAAGAGGAAGCAGCAUCCACAUUGGUCAUGAUUUAAAGAGCCCUUCACAUAGAUGGGCUGCCAGCGAUCGCUUGCGCCUCAUCCAUUUUCUACAAGAUAUUCAGCUUGACCGAGCCUUAGAUGUACUGCCGGAUAACUGCACCUAUGAAGACCUACUUAAAUGUACACUAAAAGAGCUCCGUUCCGUGUUUACUGGGUGCCUCACGGAGUCCGAAAUAAAUUCCGUUUAUUCAGACCUACAUUCUUAUGCCUCCAGUGGAUAUACAACAGAGUCGCAUUCACGUUCUGAGGAAUGUCAACCUAGACGAGUAAGGCUGUAGAUUAUACAUUAGCUUUAAUAUUUAUAUGUAACACAACCAGUUGGAGAUUGUUGUGUUUAAUUGUUGGUCUAGUAUGUUUAUGGAGAUCACAUCACUGAGGGAUAUCAUUAGAAAUGGAAAAACCAAGUGCAAAGGGAUACGUGCUUAAGAAGACUGUGUACAACAUAAGAAGACAAUCACUUAGGUCUUAUUGUUAUACUUUUCAACCUACACCUACUAUGCCUGUCUUUAUCAGUUUGAAUAGAUGGCUCAGUAGUAUAUGUACCAUAUCCUAGCUCCCGUAACUAAAUAAAAACCAUGUGAAUAACCCAUUUUUAUCUGCUGGUAACUUAUUGCCCAACUUAUAUACCAUUUAAUCAAUAGUUAUUUAGACUGCGGUCAGUUUCAAAACCAACUGUCAUCAGAUGUAGUCCUGUUUAGUUGUCUCACACAAUAUGACAGUACACCGCUCUACGCGAUAACCAAUGCUUAGUGGACAUUUAUAUGUUUAACUUUCCUACACUUCGUUAGCUGAUGUCAGUUCGGGUUAGUGGCGUGGGUGCAAUUGAGUAUUGUACCUCUUUUCCGAUUUUUUAGUUAGAGUUUGAACCUUUUCAGUAUUUCUCGCAAAUUGUAUUCUAAAUACUGGAAGCGUUUACGGCUUAUCCAGUGCAUUUAUCUGGUUUGUGUGUUUCUAACAGGCUAAAGGACCUCGACUUCCUCUACUAAUCUUCUCAUGUUUGAAUUAUCAUAUUAGUUGGGAGUUUAUUAAUAUCCUGUGUACCAUAUGAAUGCAUUAUGAAAUUCGUCGGUGAGUUACUUUCGACAUACUCUGAUAGCGAAAUUCUGGCGUUGGUUGUUUAUGAUUGGCUACAUAUUACCGUUGCCAUGUGAUCAGUGUAUAUUGUUCUAAAUGUGGUUAGCUUAAGUAUCGUUUUCAAGUUAGUAGUCUUUUUUCAGUUCGUUAGUUGUAAUUCCUUAUUUUGAACGAACAGGUGUUUUCCCUUCAUUUUAGUGUUCCGAAACUUGUCCGUCCGAUCAAGUUAGGCAAAUGUCCACGAGUGCCAAUCGUCGUUCUCGUCCGCUCCUUGGUUCAUUUUCGUGUGCAUCUUCAGAACCCCAUUCAGAAUGCGUGAAAACCAAGUUGCAUGCAGCAAGUUCGGGAACAUCAGGAGAGGAGACGUCUAUUAGUGAAUGCAGUGUAUCCAAAAUGGAUCCAGAACAACCUAAAGCUGUAAAACGGGCAUCAUCUCUUAGCUCAGGUGAUAUACCACAAAUCCAAUCAAACUACCGCCCAUCUUCCUUGUCCAUAUCAUCAGCUUUAGCUGAUAGCCACUCAUUAUCUUUACAGGAAGAUGGUAAUGCAAAUUCCAUUGGUUUUUCGGGACCAUGUUUAACCUAUACUGGUUUGACGAGUUCGGAGUUUUGGAAAGAUUUGCAGUCACAAAGUGUUUGUGAUAGUCAGUUCAAAGACUACUCGAUAGCGAAUUCUGCCCUACCAGUUUCUUGUAAUAUACAAAAACAACGAGCAGAUAUAAACGCAUGUUCUGUAAUUUCGAGUGCAUCAUACUCAGUUCCAAUUUGUCAACAAGUCAGUAAUGAGUUACAGUUGUCUCCGUUCUUUUCAAGCCGCUUGUCAAAUUAUGAUGGACAUUCCAUCGCAAGUACUCUCCUACGAAUAAAAGGUAGCUUUAUUGGUCAGUCUGCACCGAACUUACUGUACUAUAAGCGUGAUCCCAAUUAUAAUCAAUUCGUUCACUGUCGAAACUCAUAUCAAAAUGUCUCGUCAGCUUAUACUCCACCUUCAAGCUUAAAAAGCCCUGAAUCACUAAUCUGUUCAAAGGCUCCUAAUGGCCCGAAGUAUGAAGCAAUUGUUAGACAGUCUAAAGUUUCUACCAAUCAAUCACUACUCGGAUCCGCCUCGGGAGCAAUUAAGAACAUUGAUGAAACUACCCGAGCACUUACAUCACUUCCUUUUCAUACUCAGCGUCGGAGUAUGUUAGUAAGCGGUUUGGGUAGCCUCAGUGGUAGUAGUGGUUGCAUGGCGGAUCGAAGCAUGUCCAGUCCUGCUCCUUCCAAUGAACCUGAUAGUCCAGUUUUUUCUACUGCUUAUCUUGCUCAUAGUGAUAUACCAUACCUUGUAUCACCAAAGAACAGUGUUGUUGCGUAUGAGCCACCACAGUUAACUAGAUCUUCUGAUCACUCUGGUGAAAAUUCAAAAACAGAGAUGCCAUGUACUCAUCAAAGUAUUAGUAAACUACAAGACAAAACUACACAGCUAAAAAAAACCCAGACAAACUACAAAGUCAUCACAAGUAAAAAUAUCGGUCAGUAACCUUUAUUUACUUAAUCGUAUCAUUUUUAUUCGGUUAUUUCUGGCUAUCGAACUGUACCAAGUACUUGUGGUGUCAUAAAUUCAUAAAUAUGUUUUGAUAGCUAUUUUAGUUAGUUGUAUGUUUGUCUUUUGUCCAUUCGGUUAGUGAGUUAGAGCAAUAUGAUCCAAAAAAGCUUUUUUAUUAUAAUUUUUAGUUAACUAUUUCUGAAAUAGUUUUUAGUAUGGUGAAUUUGCUGUAAUAUGUUAACACCUUUCAGAUUUAUAUUUAUAAACAGAGAUUUAGAUUUUAGUAGUUAGAUUCUUCUAUUUGUUUUCUCAGAUUUUGACACCAGGAUUUGAGAACUGUUGAUUGGAGCUAUUGGAUAACUCUAAGUAGUUAAAUAUUUAGUAUUUCACGAGUGUACUUCAAAAAAGUUGUUAUUUGCGUCAUUUUGCCUCUUAAUUUGUGGAUGCUUACCAUUUUCUAGGUUGUUAAAUGAUAUUCCUCAUGUCACGUCCAUCUAAAUUCCGUCUACCCGUUGGAUAUUAAAACUAGUCCAUAAUGACAAUAUACGAAAUUAUAAAAUCCUUGAUCAAUUUAGAAAAUGAUUACAAUAUUCCUAAAUGUGUGAUCACUACCUUCGGCAGUACACCUAAAGGUACAACAUAAAAUAAUUCAAUGAAGGAGGCAUCUACUUUUGAAGCUAGCACACUGAAUGAUUACUAUCGUGUCACUACUAAUAUUCUUGGGUCAAAUGGUCGGUUGACUCACCACUACGAUUUUAUCAAUCUCACCAUUAAACCAGAACUCAUUUCAGUCUUGACUAGUGCAUUUCUCUACUCUUAACAGUUAAUUUGUUCAAAUCUGCAACUAACUGAAGGUAAAAGAUGCCUUCACGAUAUCUUACUAUAAUAAAUUGAUUUUCACUCAAAUUUCAGAUACUAUUCCCCUUCAAGAGUCGUGUGAUGCAUCUUUGUUUACUGAGAAACGGAGUUUCAUCCCACGCUUGCGUUUGGAAAGAAAACAGUGAGUUUAGUCAAUGUCCAAUAAUAGCAUAAGUUAUAAAACAUAUUGUUAAGACAUUUUCAUAAUUCAGCACCUUUCUUUACACCAAGCAGGUGUCGGUAAUUUGUGGACGCUGUGGGAGCCGUUCAGAUAAUAUUCAAGAUACAUGCCAAAGACAUGUCAGUGUUCUAAAGUGGUGGUUUACUCAAUUAUCGUCCGAAAAUCUGAUAAUGAUACACAACGUGCUACGCGCUAACUCCCUAUCUGACUACUUGAGCGAGAACACAUUAGUGGACAUGAAAGAGUAUUGGGCUACCGGAUAAAAUGCACAAAUACUCCUAUGUAUUUAUACAACUCUACCCCUUAGAAAAUAAAUCCAUUUCUUAGCCAGUGAUAUGCACUUUUCCUACAGGUCACUUUUGAUUGCCAUCGAUUGACCUCAUUUAGCUACUUUUGAUUGGCUUACCAUACCAGUCGAUAUGACCGAGCAUAUUGGCGAACGUCGUGAUUACUGAUUUGGUGUUGUCAAUGGGUGUCAGUGAUCCUUCGGAGAUUAAGAUGGUCGAACACAGUCGCCGAACAUCCUUAACUCAGUGUGGUCAAUUUUCACAAACAUAGAGGGAAACUGCACCCGCUGACGCGUUGUGAUUCCGAUCUUUUACAGCUAGACCAACAUCACGGUAAAUCCAAAGGUGGCCCGGAUUAGUAUAAGUUACUCUGGCUUUCAUUAUACGUAGAUUUAUCCUAUCUGUCACACUGCCUCCAGUGCUCACAAAACUACCCAGAUAUGCAAACCUUUCGAUUAGUUAUAACGGAUUUUCACAAGAGUGACUGCAUGCACAUACUGUUGGGAUUCUUGCAGAAGUGCUCUGUAUUUAUGUAUGAAGUAAAUUCCAUGCUUACGGACACUGAUCUUCAACUGAUUUGAUACAAUUUGUGUACACAGUAAGGCGAUGUCAUCUGGAUACUCGAGAUAGGAUUUUUUCCAGGCAGUAAAUCUACACCACCUUACGUGCUUCCUUCAGAGCUGUUUCCAGUAUGUCGUAGGUGGCAAGCUGAAAAAGAAUGGUGAGAUCGGGCAGCCCUGCCUAAUCUCACUGCUGAACCGGGACAAUGGGGAGAUGUAGUUAUAUGCAUAGACAGAUAUUACGAAGAGACAUUGCUUCCCAUAUCAGUUUUUUCCUCACAAUCGAUUAGGGUCACCUCUACUCUAGGACUCAGUGCUACUCUAACUUUAGUCAAUCUAAUGCGGUUUUCAGAGAGAUUCUGCAUAAGCGUACGUGGAACAAAGUUUCUUCAUCUACGGAUGAACGGAUUAGUAGGGCUUCGCUACAGUCUUGAAUUCAGGUCUCGGAGAUACUGUAAGCUUCGAUAUCAGAACUUUGCAAUGACUUAGCCAAACCUGUCUAUUGUUGAAGAAGGCCAGUUUAAAAAGCACGUGUGACCUCAGGAAAGCUUACUCAGAUUUCGUAUUCGGUGGAGGCAUUCCUAAAUUUGGUCAUUCAGCGACUUCAGACUGUUCUAAAUGAACAGAAUUUCCAACAGAUAUUACCUGGUGAGUGAGUUGUAGUAUACGUGUAAGCACAUAGAAACGAUAAACAUUAGAAAAGUGAGGCAAUAUCAGACAAGUAUGUUUAAAUUAAAUAGAGAGUUAAUAUCGUAUGAAGUGGUAGUGAAUCAGAUCAAGUAUGUCAUUUUCCCCACAAUUAUCAACUACCAUAGUUGCGCACGGUCUGGGGUACUACCAGGCAACCUAAACUGAAGCAGAUGGUUUACAAAUAGUAUCACUCCCGGAGCCUAUGACUUGGGUGUCUAAUCCAAAAGGUUUGUGCGUCGUUUGUCCCUUCCUGACUAGAUCCCAUAUACACCACUGAUUCUGAGUUAGGAUUUUCCAAUCUCCUAAUUGAUUGCCAACCUGAAAGUAAUAUUUAUCGUGUUACGUAUAUAGAUAUGAAGGACCUUAUACAAAUAAAAUCCUAGAAGCCAUCAAUUUAUGGAGGGACCAUUUAACUUUUUUGUACUUAAUGUACCUAUGAGGAAAUUUUAGUACUUUAUAAAUGUUCCGUUGCAAAAACUAAAUGCCUGAAUUGAGUUUUUAAAAAUAUAACUGUUUUUCGAAGUUCUUAUAAAUGUAGUUACUGAAAGGUAGUUAAAGGUAGUCACAUUUUAUUUGGCAUUCUUCUUGUUCUUUUCUUUUAGUACUCUAGAUUGUCGUCGUUGGUCACUAGCCUCAUUACCUUCGUCUGGUUAUGGUACAAAUACAUCGGAAAGUGGCAGUCACUUGUCUCGUAGUCGAUGUUCAUCAAGAGAAAAUGUUUCUCAUAGUCUUCAUCCUCAAACUAACACACUGUAUGCAAAUGAUCGUGGAAUUUCUGCUCGUUCGAAAUACCAAACAUCCAUACAAACUCCAAUUAAAUCCAUACCGAUAGAACGUUCUUAUUCUAUGAGAUCACCUUCAAUACCUGUUUACUCACAGCUACCGAAUUCGAAAUCUCCUCUGUCAUUGUCCUCAUCUGCUGGUCAAAAUACAGAAUCACCAAAUUUAUGUUUUAUUUCGCGUUCACCAAAGGAAUCGUGUACAGCAGAGACAAGAAGUGAUAUUUCACUUUCUAAUGUUCUACCUUUCCUGUACACUUCAGUUCACAGUGCAGAUUCUAAAAGCGUACCACACACGCCUGUUACUCGGGCAUCACCUCGAAUUAACCAUAGUUCUGUGAGUGCUGUUCAAACAUGUCACAACUCAAGCUUUGACGGCUGUCGUACCCGUUCACGUAGUUUAAGUCCAUUACGUGUCUCAAAUGUUGGCUGUGAACAAGAUAUACUGCUUUUAAACCAUGUUUAUCGGGAGCGCUUUCCAAAGGCAUCCGCUCACAUGCAAGAACAGUUGGCUUCCCUGGCUGAUGAAAUGGAGCAUAUGGAUACAGUAUCGUGGUCUGCAGUAGCAAGAUUUGUCCAUUGUCAAGUUGUCCAACAUGCACGAGAUUGUUUGCAGAAGGCUCUUUCAGGUCUUGUAACCUGCCGUUAUUUUUAUGAAAUGACUGAAAAUUUGAGCAAACUUGUCGAAGAUACUCGUACUCGUGACGCGGAUUCUAUUCCGCUUGUCGUCACAUUUGUCCGUCGACUACUUUUGAUUAUUGCCCGGCCUGCACGAUUACUCGAAUGUUUAGAGUUCGAUCCGUCUGAAUUUUAUCAAAUGUUAGAAGUUGCUGAAAGUCACGUACGUCAUCGAACGAACUCCGUUAAUGUACCGGGUUCUCAGAUCAUUUCAGCUGACGUCCCUCUAUACAUUAUUUCGAAGCUUGGUCUCAGUAAAACUGUCUUGGAUGAGUCACAGAAUAUCAAAGCUUCUCAUCUGUGUAGUUCUAAUUUAAAUGAUUCACACCAUCCAGAGAAAUUUAAAUCUGAUUCUACCAUAAGAGUUAGAACAACUAGUGGAUCUAACCUGGAUUCAUGUAUGCAUACUGAUGAUGAAAUUGUUUCGCGGACAGCGCGUAGCAAUAGUAGUUGUGUUCCAAUUCGUCCACCUUGUGAAGCUGACUUUGAAGUUAUUAAAUUGAUAUCUAAUGGCGCUUAUGGUGCUGUUUAUCUUGUAAGACAUAAAAUAACUAGACAACGAUUUAGCUUGAAGAAAAUUCGUAAACAACACUUACAAUUGCGUAAUCAAGUUGAACAAGUAUUCGCUGAACGAGAUAUUAUGAGUUUUGCAGACAAUCCAUUUGUUGUUAGUUUAUGUUGUACAUUUGAAACAAAAAAAUGUUUAUGCAUGGUGAUGGAAUAUGUGGAAGGGGGUGAUGUAGCAACUUUAUUAAAACAUAUUGGUGGACCCUUACCAUUAGAUUUGGCUAGAAUGUAUUUUGCUGAAACUGUAUUAGCUCUUGAAUAUUUGCAUAAUUAUGGCAUCGUUCACAGAGAUUUAAAACCAGAUAAUUUGCUAAUAACACAUGAAGGUCAUAUAAAGUUAACUGACUUUGGACUCUCCCGAAUUGGUUUAAUGAAUUUAGCUACUAAUUUAUAUGAAAAAAAUUUGGAUUUAGAAAAGGACUGUAAAAUGUUUCGGGAUAAACAAGUAUUUGGAACUCCAGAAUACAUUGCUCCAGAAGUGAUUCUCCGUCAGGGUUACGGUAAACCAGUGGAUUGGUGGUCUAUGGGGAUUAUGUUAUACGAAUUUCUCGUAGGAUGCGUCCCGUUUUGUGGUGCCACUAUAGAAGAACUUUUCGAUAAUAUUGUAACAGGUAUAUGUUAUUUAUAUAUGUAUAAUUAGUUAGCUAAUCGAAAUUCCAGGACAAUCGACGAACAAGAAUGUCACAAGUAUUGUUUUUCUCCUAUGUUUUCGUCCAUCAUUCCUUUCUUGUAUUAUGUAAAACAAGCUAUUCGCGAAAUUACCACAUGUUUUCAUGAUCGAUAAUCGUCUUUUUAGGCACCCUUAUUUUUCGGACACAGUUGGUAAUCGAUUUAAGAAAUAGUGAUUUCUCACCGUGUGCAUAUUUUAUGUGUUUUUUUUUAUUCAAGUUUCAAUUUAUUUUUCGCCUCAUGCCUUAUGUCUCGUGCAGACACACGCAUACUUUACAUAUUUACAUGUUCAUAUAUCUACAUAUUUAUAUGUAUAUACUUGAUUGUUUCAAUGUAAUUUAUUUUAAUGGUGCAUGACCUGUAGGAUAAUUGUGUUUUUUUCUUUGUAUGUCAGAAAUUUUGAAAUAAAAAUAUGAAAGAACUUUAUUUCAAAAUAACAAAAAGUAAUAUUUUUUUAUAUUGGGGUAAAGUGAAAUGCAAUUGAUUUUUGUUUUGUGUAAAUUGCACUGUGUUCCGCUUUAUGGAUAUUCAAUGGUAGGUGCUCAAAUAUACUGGUAAAAUAGUUUUUUUCAUAGAAUUUAAACAAAAUAUCCAAAUUUAUAUAUAAACUAUAUAUUACAUCACUAUCUAAUUUUAAAUCUUCAUCCAUGUAUAGAAUAUCAAAGUCAAUUAACUAAAUUCCUUUAGCUGAGCUUACACACUAAAGAACGUUUUUUAAACUGAUUUAGGAGGUGAUUAGACUUAUUACUGUUUAUACACUUAAGAGCUAAUCCGAUUUGCAUCAAAUACCUAUAUUUUUAGUUGUAACAUAUGCUAACUAUUAAUUAGAACUUUUUUAUUUCCACUCGUAGCAAUAAAUAUGAUUCAUCAUAAUGGCGUCUGAUCAAAUCUCGGUGUGAAUUUUAAAGAAAAACUCGGUUAGGAUUUGUCAACUUGUUUCACUUGUGGUUUAGGGAGAGAUAUCCAUCUCCCAACUAAAGAACGUGUAUACCGCUCAGCAGUUUGCACCGUUGUACUUUAUGUCUUUGAAGACUAGUCCUUAAAAAUAAAGGAGUAUAUUCGUAGGUUGCUAGUAUUCGAAACAUUUCUCGUGUAUGCUAGGACUUACUAGGUUAGAGAUUCUAGGGUUGGACGCAUGGUACUAGAUGAAGAUGGUAAUUCAAUUGAUGCGGUGGUGCAUCUUUACAGACUGAUAUAGUUAGGUCAUGUAACGCGUACAAUGAUCUACCUACUACUUUGACUAAUGAUCCUGGAAGGUAGCUAGGGGUGGCCAAGCCUUCUCAACUGUCCAUGAAGACACUGAUUGCUGGAGUAAGCCAUGCAGGUAAGUUAAAACCACCUGGUUGGUAUCAUUGUGAUUAUCGUAACAAGUAGUUAGGGACGUUGUGUAACGUGGUUGAGAAUCGUUCGCAAUGGCACAGGUGCAUCCAUUGUUUGUUCUCUCCUAGAUCCUAAAUUCCUAAAUUACUUGAUAAAUUUGUUUAUUCCAAUCAUCCAUAUAUUCUCGAGUUAUAUCUUCAAUCCCUAGUCUUUUCCAUUGCCACUAAUACUGUUACUGCCUCUAUUACUUUGGGAUUUACCUGUACAAUGUCAUCUCGCAACUCUAGUGUGGUAUGACAACUUCAACCGGUGUACACAUGUACCAGGUCCAAUGUUGCAUAUGACUAACUGAUUCUAGUUAUACAGUUAUUAGAUAUCUAGUUGUAACAGCUAUCAAAUACCUGUUAAAUAUUUAAGGUGAUUUUUAGUUUAGAUCACUGACUAAAAUUAUUUGGAUAACCACUAUUUCGUCCUAGUAUGGAACUACUCAAUUGUGUUCAUUCACAACUCCACCGGGUGAGUGAACUCAGAACCCUCAAAUUUCUCGGUGACUGAGUAACCUUCAGAACUCUGAGCCGAGAUCUAACGGUUUAUGUACCUAGCUUCAAUCGUUUUGUGUUGUUGGUGAGUAGCUACCUGACACCAGACACGUUCGAGCUCCACUAGUCAUGGCUUCUCAAUAGUUUUUCGGAAAGUAUCUCUGAGAUCGUGGAUAAUGUUUUCUGAAAAGUCUCAUACUAGGAGGAAACAGCCACUCAGUUCUUGUUUUUCAAUACUUAUCUAGCUAAAGUCAUUUCGCGAUGUAAACUAUUGAAUGCAGCAACCUCCACUCCCCUUUGCACUGAUUUCAAGAUAUGGUCAAAGUUCACUCGGACUCAUUCAAUUGUACACUGAAUAUAUAUAAACAAUUGGUAUUUAGUGGUCUAGAUUCUUAUUAUCUUGAUAAUAUUUACCACACAUUUUUAUAAUUAAAUAUUUGAUAAAUUCACAAAAUGAUAAGGUGUAUGAAUUUUAUCCUGUUAUCAUUCUUAGAUUAAUAAAUUGGAAAAAGCUGUCAUCAUAGAAUGUUAUAUAUUGACUCAUAUUUAAAUAACAUUAAGUGGUCUCAAAAUUAGCUGAAUAAUCAUUUUAGGCGCUCACUCAGUACAAUAUUACUGCUAAUAUUUCCAUAAAUAAUUCAAUUUUUCAGUAGUUUUUAUGUACUAUUUUGUGGAGAUUAAUGAGAUUAUUCGGAAUUAGUCACUAAAUUAGAGAUUCUACAUUUUUUAGGUGAGUAAAGUGAUUGAUAUGUCAGAAUAUUCUUCUAUGUGGUUUCUCGAAAGUAUGUUUAUUUCAAGAUAUUUCUAUGACCAAGGCGUAUUACAACGUGAAUCUUUAGAAAUUGUGUUUUACCUGUUUAAGUAACACUACAUAAUGAAUAUACUUUGUACUGAAUUAUGAAAGGGUUCUGUAAGUAGUUGACGUGAAUCAUUCUUUUCUUGUGUUUUCAGCACCAAUCGAUUGGCCUGAGGAAGAAGAAUGGAAAGUCACUCCAUCAGCUGUGGAUAUAAUAACUAGGCUUCUUGAGCGAGAUCCUCUACUCCGUCUUGGAACUAUCGGAGGUUCAUCCGAAGUUAAAGAAACUACAUUCUUCUCUGGUCCUGGUGCAGUAGAUUGGAAAAACUUAUUGAGACAAAAAGCAACUUUUGUACCUCAACUUGAACAUGACGAAGAUACUUCGUAUUUUGAUCCACGUACUGAUCGUUACAAACAUGAUGUGGAAAACGAUGAAGAUGUAUACAUUCCUAUGGAUUAUGGUGUGUAUAGCAAUAGAUCUUCCCCUGCACCCCAUUUGUCGGUUUCCCGAAAUUUCAGCUUUAAUUCUUCUGCCGAUCAAAGUCUAACGAAUAUCAUCCGGCGACCUGCAGCUUCUCGUCUUGGACGCGCUAAACAGCAAGCUGCUGAACAUAAACGUAGUCACAGUUUGGGGGAUAGUAAUAAUUUGUUUCUUCGGUCAUUUAAGUCUCGUCCCAAAAGUCGAAGCAUCCGUGAUUCACCUAUAAACACCCCACAGUCAUUUAUGCAUUCAGAGCUAAGCAGUUCUAGUUCUCAGCGGUCUUUAUGCCAACAAAAAUAUGAUCCUGAAAAGAUUGAACACGAUUUGGUAACGUCUACUUUAACUGCGGAAUCUGUUGCAAGUCGUAAUGCUUUACACUUAUUGCAAAACUUAUCAUUAACCUCUAGCACCAUAGAAAACUCUACGUCCUCAAAGUUAGCAAGUGAGAAUAGUAUUCAUAGUCAACAGUCUAUGACUUCCGGAAUUAGAUUAGAAAAGUUGAAUAUAGAUGUUACCAAAUCUGAAGUUAGUGAUGAUGACCACGAUGACAAUCAGAACAUCACUGAUGAGUCACGUACAUUUCACUAUUUUUCUUCCUAUUCACCUCGUUUCUCCGUUGUUUUGGAACAAGCUAGAAUGAAUGAACUUCGCAACAAUUCCAAUACGAGUUUGAACUCUAACGAUGUUGAUCCUGUCAGUGAAAAGAAUACGCCUCAUACCUCAUCUCGUAUCAAUCUGGCAUCAUCCAAUAAUUUUAAUAUUAAACGUGGGAAUUCUGAACUUCCUAAAGGGACCUGUACAUUUGCUGCAGAUAAACAACAGUCAAUUACAAAUAAACAAAAUAUAAUUUCUUCUGACCAGUCAUUGAAUAGUUUUCAAAUUAACACUAACUCAUCAAAUUUUCAGUCAUCUGAUAUACCAAGUGCUCCUGAAUCUUUCAAAUGUGACCAGUUCUCUUCUGAAAUUGUUAACCCAAGCGUUAUUAUCCCUUCAAUCACUCACACUGGUACUGAAAAUGCUACUCCCAUUCUGUUAAACAUCAAAGAGUCAGAUAAAUUUCAUGUUAUUUCUGAUGCUAGUAAACAUUCAAAAUCUUCAGAAUCGGAUUCUAAUUCUAGUUUAGAGCUGUUUCAAAAUGAUUCGAGUAUCCGCUCUUUUGGGAACUCUACAAGAGAAGAUGAACCAACAAUAUAUCAACCUAUUACUCUUGUCUCUUCUGAAUCUGUUGAAAAACCUCCACUAAUGCCCAUAAAUUGCCCUAACCUUGAACAUUUCGCUAGUCACACAGCUUCUCAUUCAUCGACUUCAAGUUCAUCUUCAUCUAAAUCCUCACUUUCACUGACAACACUCACUCCUCACCUAACUCCUCAUACAGAAUCACUUUUCUCUCCUAUAGGUGACCAUGAUUCUACUUUACAUAAAGGUCCAUGGUUUCUUAAUGUUGAUUUAAAGCCAGAUGAAGGACAUUUGAAUGUCUGCCCUUAUCAACAUACUCCUCGUUCGUUUAUGUCCUUUAAAAGUACAUCACCUGUACUCGGUCAAAGUAGUGGAACUUCCACAACCAAAUCAGAUAUGUAUUGCUCUUAUUCACCAUCCUCAUCCGGACCCUUGAUUUUCAACAAUCCCUCACGUGUUAUGCAUCUUCCGGUUUCUCCUGUGGGUCACAACCCUCCUUCUUUGCGACCUUUCAUGCCUUAUACACUUGGAAUUCCUCGCCAAGCAAUCAUAAUCAAUAAAGGUAAACAAGGCUUUGGUUUCGUUUUCCGAGCUAUUCGAGUAUUUUUUGGUUUAUCAGAUGCAUACACAUUGCAUCAUCUUGUACUUGGAGUUGUGCCUCAUGGUCCAGCAGCCAAAGCCGGCUUAAAAGAAGCUGAUUUAAUUCUAAGUGUUAACGAUGUAUCGACAAUUGGAAUGUAUCAUACAGAUGUUGUGAAGCUAAUUUUACAGAGUGGGACUACUUUACGUCUUCAUGCAACUCCUAUUAGUCAAACAUUUAUUCGUUCUGAUGGACCAUAUCGUUCUUCUGGUCGUCUUGUACCACGUGUUACUUCAGCUCAUCUAUUGAAUAAUAAUAAUAAUAAUAAUAAUAAUAAUAAUAAUAAUAAUAAUAAUAAUGGUAAAAAUAAUUACACUACAAGAUACUCAAAUCAAAUUCCAGAUAAACACACAUGUACAUCUUAUACACCAUUUAAUCCCUUGAUGAGUUGUCAUUCUAAUUCUCCCGAAAUAAUACCCAAAGAUGUUUCAUCACUACCUUUUGAUGGUAAGUCAUAUGCUUCCGUAUGUGCAUCAAAUAGUUCAAGGCACACCGAUGAAGUUGCUAAACGCAUAACUCGACGUUUGACAAUUAGAGAAGCCCGUCAUCGUCAUUUGAAUAAUGGAGCUUACGAAUCUAAAGUUCAACAUAUACAACCAGAUACCAAUUUAAAUUGUAUUCAUCAAUCAGACUCAAUGCCGAACAAUGCAUAUAUGGAUAAAUCGAAAAUUUGUUAUUCUCAGCCAGUAACAUGUUCUAAAGGAUCUGCUCAAACCUACGCUUCUGUUGCUGCUCAACGAUUUGGUAUUUCUCUAAGUCAAACCUCUACACACCCUAUAAGCUCUAACUCAAUUUCUCAAAAUAAUAUUAUGUUUUUUCCAGCACAUCGUAGGUAGGUUUAAUUUUUAUGUAGUUAAAGUUGACAUUUUUUGUUUACCGCUCAUGAAACCAACAGUGACCGACCCGUUUCGAGCUUAUGUUGUAAAUGAAAAACUUGCAUUCUUCCUCCUCGUUAACGAUACUGUAUGUAUCUAGUUGCAGUAUGGCGUUUUAACUUGACAGAAUUUAAAAUAUUUUUCUUGCCUUCCGAACACAAACGUUGCUUCAGGGUCUCAUUAUCUUCGGUGUUCAUUUUCAAAAUAGAGCAGUGCAUCAAUAUUAUUUCUAGCAACUUCGACCUCAGCGAGUGGUGAAAGAAGCUAAGAUGAAAGUUGAACAAAGGUCUAUGUAAUGAUAUGAAAUAGUAAAGUGUAACUUGAGCUAAAGAGAUUGAAGCCUGGCACUAUUCGAUUACCAACUACUAUUUUGACGUAGUAGAAAUCAAUCCGAAGAGUUAACUGUCAUGUCAUAUAUAACAUUGUGAAACCACUCAGCUUGCCAAACUACCAUACUAUAGUUGCCAACCUUGUAAUAUUAUGAACUGACACUAACCCCCUUAACUCCUACUAGCAGAUCUUUUCUUCACAAUGGUAGUCAGGAAUUAAUAGUUGAAUUAAUGCUGGUGUUAAAUUAGGUUUCGGAUUAUGAAAUCAUGCUUUUAACUAAUUUGUUCGGCUAAUAUGAUAUUAAAGAACCCAACUUUUCUUACUAUGCCUAAACAGAAUUCAUUUUGGCUAAAGUAAUCUGCAGCUCUAGAAUAACAAACUAACUAGAUUCAAUCAGUUUUUGGACGUACAUGAAGGUUUAUUAAACAAGCUUUCACUAUCAACCAAAUUAUAGAAAAAGGACAUACCCUUUUACAAAACGCAAAUACAUAACUCCAUUGAUUGGCAGUUGCGGUUUAUAGAGUACGAUGAACCAUAAACUUGUGAAUAGAGUUGGGGAAUUAAGAAGGUCAGGAGUCAAAAAGGCUUUGUGAUCAAAUGAGGUCAAAUGAGUUGACUACUUAUUUUCAGGUCCCCAUUAUAAGCACUGAUGUCAUUGAUUCAUCUUUCUCAUGAGAAUGAAAUAUAUUCUUAAGCUUCAAUAUUUCGAGUCCAACUCUUUACGAAGUUGAAAAAGCUAUAGGAAAUCUGAAGCGUGAGAGAGCAGCAGGCCCUGACAGGUUUACCCUUGAGAUUUUUAAGGAUGGCGGUCCACUAUUAGCAGCGAGAUUAACUGAGGUCUUAGGUAGAAUUUGGGAACUGGACGUAAUCCCACCUGACUGGUCUCAAUCUCUGAUCGUGCCAGUCUAUAAGAAAGGACAAACGUCCUCUGGUGACAAUCACAGAGGAAUCAAUUUGACUAAUAUAGUGUCUGAAAUAUUAGCUUCAAUAAUACUUUGACGCCUAACCAAAUCUCGUGAAGAGCAGACUAGAGAAAACUAGGCUGGUUUCCGACCUGGACGUGGCUGUAUAGACCAGAUAUAUAGAAGGUUCGACUAGUUUUUGCCAACUUGCAUCAUUUAUGGCGUAGGCUAGAUAUCCGUCUAUCAACCAAAGGACGGGUUUACUUUGCAGCAGUUCGUUCCGUCCUACUUUAUGGCAGUGAAACAUGACCGGUAAGAGUAGAGUAUAUUCGUAGAUUACUAAUAUUCGAUCAUAGUUGUCUUCGAAACAUUGCUCGUAUAUCCUGGGACCACCGAGUAAGUAACUCAGUUGUUAGGAAACGGGUAAUAGGUAAGGAUGGCAAAUCAAUUGAUGAAGUAGUGAAACCUGAUCAGUUGAGAUGGCUGGGACACGUGUUACGUAUGCCCAACGACCGACUGCCCCGACGUGCGAUGUUUUAUGGUGUAGGAGUAGGUUGGAAGAAAGAUAGGGGUGGCCAGACCAAAACGUGGCACAAAUACAUGAAGUUACUGACAAGUGGACUGAGCCAUGUUGGUAGGUGUAGACUACCUGGUUGGGAUCCGCGAGACAAUAGCAACCGAUGGUUAGGAACCCUGAAUGGCAUGGCUCAAAAUUGUCUGCAACGGCGCAGGUGCAUCCACUCUUUGUGUUCUGCCAAAUUCUAGUCUCCUGAAUUCUUCAUGUCCCUUUUUUUCCUCAUUCCAAAUUUAUUUCACUGGAUUAUACUCUUUAAAUAACAUCUUCAAACCCUAAUGUGCCUGAUUACUGCUUAUACUCUUACUACCUCUACCAAUACGGGGUUUGAAUUGACAAUUGUAUCUGUGUGCUAAUGUGGUAUGGCAAUUCGAACUGAUGUACGUACGUACGAAGUUCUACGUUGUUACUGUCUGACAAUAUUUCAAGUUGAGCUCUCCAACAUCAAACGAAGUUACUGUUACGACGGCUUCGAAGGUUGCGGCGGAUCCUCCUGAGGUUCUAAAGGACCCAAAGAAAUUUCGUCCAUUCAAUGCCUAACAGAACUUUCUAGAAUAUCAACGUACCUGCUGUGAUUGGACAAUUGCACAAUUUUGUUACUUGCAGAUAAGCUGGAUGGCCAAUUCUAACAACUAUAGAUUCCCCGUUUUUCUGUACAUUUUUUACUCUUACCUAAUAAACACUUCCUUUGUUUCUUUCAUGUUUUGAUGUGUUACUGUGGGGUUCUGCACGUUCGAUGGCCGAUAGUUGUAUACCGUAUUCUGCUCUAAUCAUGUGGAGAACGUAAUAGUUACCUGUGAUGGUUUAUAUUUCAAUAUAUUCUUCUAGUCGUUAUGUCGCUAAUUAUUAGAAUUUUAGUACUUAUUUUACUGCAAAACUGUUGUUUUUAUCUGAGUGGCAUACUGUUUGUGAUAAAUUAAAGUGUAACAUUUGGCAACUUUUGUUAUAUUGACUAUUUUUACUGUAUAUACUGCAAAUGAGAAGGAAAAUACAUUGAACGUUCGGGCGAUCGAUCAAUCAAUUUUCAUACAUUUUUUAAUGCGGUGUAGAUACUGGUAAAUUGAACUAAUUUCUAAUACUCUAUUACACCCGUUCCCUCUCGUGGGGCAUAGGCCCCCGACUGGGUUACCGUUUUUUGCCAAUGUUCUUUUCUACGGAACGAAAUCGCUAACCUGAUGGCCAAUCCUUCUCCUUUAUCCAAGCUUGAAACUAAAGUAGCUUUAAAAGGGCUCUAGGCGGAGUUUUCCAAUGCUCACAAUUUUCAUAAAAUAUCUGAGAAAACAGAUUAAACAGUCCAAUCCCUAUCUCUACAGAGUUGCAACUAACUGUUAAACUUGUCUUAAUAAUUACCUUCUUACUUUGAGUAAGCGAAAUAUAAUGAAACUUAAAUUUCUAUGAGCGUGUACUGUUAUUAAAACCCUUUUAAAAUGUUUUGUUCGUAAUUCAUUAAACUACGGCUUCCAUUUUAUCUCUUUAGAUCCCUUGAGAAACCUCUUAUUCGUCAGUUGAGCGAACGACAACAUCGAGCUAUGUUUUCCACGCCUGAUGAUAUGUCAUUAACCAACAGUCCCACAGUGUAUUCUCCUCGUAAUAUAAUCCCUUACAGUUCACCUAAUCAAAGUCCUAGGUCUGAUCAUUUUCAGAAACAAAAUGUAUUCAGUUUUCAUAGACCAUCACUAACUGUCACUCCAGGUUUUUCUGGUUCUUCGUUCUCUUCUGGUUGGUGUUCAGGUGGAGACUUAUCUUCACAUAGUUCUCCGGGUUCUGGUAGUUCAUCUUCUGCAUCAGUUCCUCGACCUUGUGAUUCUACUCAUUCAUCUUUAAAUCCAUUUCAACAGGGACGUUUUGGUAGCCUACGGGCCUCAUGUCAUUCGGCUAAUCAUUUCCUCAAUUCGAAUUUGGAUAAUUCAUCAAUGAAACUGACAUCCGCCCGUCGACAAGCGCCUAAAUCGACAUUUGUUACACAAAAUUCAAAUGGGUCUCAAUGUAGACACAGCGAUCCUAUUCGACAUGUUAAAAUUUCAAAAGAUACUCGAAUCGUUUGUUCCGUUGUACCUAACGUGCGAAAUUCCAACAACAAUUUGUCUGCAUCAAUCCAAACUCCUGCUUUUACCCCGUCGCCACCACAGACUGCUAUUCAAAAGAUCGACUCAGAUAAAUUCUCAAUUCAAGCAAAUGCUUUAGUAUCAUCAGGUCAAGUUAAGCUACGUAGGCAUAGUCAUCGAUUCGCCGUUCAACAUGUAACUUCACCAAAAAGUCCAGCUGAAAGUAGUGAUGAAAAAUCCAAGAAUUAAUAAUCAUUGUUGAAUUUCUAGUAUUCCGAUGGUAAGAUGUCUUUUUUCCUCCUAUUUUUUCUCUAACUUACUUUAGGUUUAUUCAACUAUCGUCCCGAUUGAUUGAGAUAGAAUCAAACAUAUUUAAAUACUGUGAUUGUUAUUUAUUUAUUUUUUUUUUGAGUACCACUGGGAUUCGAAAUUAUACUCAUGAGGAAACUUGUUACGAUUUUUCAAUGUAAUUCGACUCUCCCGGUUAUUAUUGACUUGUUAAAUUUCAUGUAUCUGUGUUCAUAUUUCUCUUUAUUCAGUUCACCUUUUGUUGUAUUGCCUUGGUCGUUAUAGUUAUUUUCUCUAUUAUUUAAUGAAUAAUUAUCAUUAUUUUAUUCAUACACUACAUAUCUCAAUAAAUUGUUCAUCCAUCAUAUAGUCUUACAAUUUGUUCAUAUUGAAGUUGAUCAUCUAUUAUAUGAUAGCUUCACUAUGCCCCACAUUCCUUGUAAUACAAUACUCUCGUGUUUGUUGUAAUAAUGCAAUUGUUAUUAAAGUCAGUUACAUUUUUAACGGUAUCCAUGGUAUCAGUAUUGUAUUUCUUUUCGUUUAUGACAAUUACUAUGAUUUGUGAUCGUGUCUUCCUUUCUUUUCUCUAUCAUAUCUUUUCAUAAAUUGAUCAAUUUAUUUAUGGAAUUCUUUUUUCAAGGGAGUGUACACAUAAAACUUCCUUACAUAUGUGUAUGUGGGUCUAUUCAAUCAAAAGCUUUUCUUUGUUUACAUGAACAUACGUUGCUAAACCUAUUCACCAACUACUUGUACAGUUCUCUUAAGCUACACUAUUUUUUUCCGUUUCUUUAUUAUUAUUAUUAUUAUUAUUGACUUUUUUGUUUAUUGGUUACACAUUAUACGCACUUAUGUUUUAGUCUUUUUCUAAAAUGUAUCGUUAUUUCCUCUUAGUUUUACUGUUGCGCAAUUUGCUGUACUUUUUCAAAGAUUGUGUAACCAAGGUAAUUAGAAAAUUAAUUAUUUAUCAGUUUAUUUACUUAUAUGCUUCUACCAUUGUUCAUUGGCUCUUCCCUCAAAUUUAUUUCUACCUGCUAUAUUAUUAUUCACUCCUGGAUUUUAAGUUGUUUUUCAUAUAUAUAUAUAUAUAUAUAUAUAUAUAUAUAUAUAUAUAUAUAUAUAUAUAUAUAUAUAUAUAUAUAUGCUUGUGCGAUCAAUUUAUAAAGAUUUCUUUCAUCUGUGACUAACUUUUAUCAUUUGUUGUGUUUUAAAGGUGUGGGGUUCAGGGGAUCUAUUGAAAAGUUACUUAGUUUCACCGUUUAUUGUUAGUUUUGUGUUCAUUUCACCGUCAUCUAAGCUUUUUCGUCAUUACUGCACUACCAGUUGAUAUAAUCAAGUAAAUG
Molecule: messenger RNA, 19462 nt
Organism: Schistosoma haematobium
Lineage: Eukaryota; Metazoa; Platyhelminthes; Trematoda; Strigeidida; Schistosomatidae
Exons: 14
Coding region: 11263-13944 (893 amino acids)
Biological process (GO): protein localization to plasma membrane; peptidyl-serine phosphorylation; intracellular signal transduction
Cellular component (GO): apical plasma membrane
Molecular function (GO): magnesium ion binding; protein-membrane adaptor activity; protein serine/threonine kinase activity
Source: RefSeq, a predicted model, not a curated record